Messenger RNA from Branchiostoma floridae (Florida lancelet), 2332 nucleotides. Its product is annotated as steroid 17-alpha-hydroxylase/17,20 lyase-like. The transcript has 8 exons. Gene Ontology annotation, biological process: hormone biosynthetic process; progesterone metabolic process. Lineage: Eukaryota; Metazoa; Chordata; Leptocardii; Amphioxiformes; Branchiostomatidae. The coding region runs from base 94 to 1620 and encodes 508 amino acids. The record is from RefSeq and is a predicted model, not a curated record. Gene Ontology annotation, molecular function: oxidoreductase activity, acting on paired donors, with incorporation or reduction of molecular oxygen, reduced flavin or flavoprotein as one donor, and incorporation of one atom of oxygen; heme binding; iron ion binding.
GUUCCGUUUUACUUCCACGCAGAGACUUCGUUUACACUGCUACGAUAGCUGUAUACUACAUUUAACUCUUAACGAGGACACCCAGUGCUGAAGAUGAGUCUACUACAGCUGUACCCCGCCCUGUGUGUGUCCGAUGUUGUGUGGGUGGUUGCCCUGUUUGCAUUGCUGUACGGGCUGGUGUAUGCAGGGGAGAGGCGCGACCUGGUCCUGCCGCCCGGCCCGACACCUUUGCCGAUUAUCGGGAACCUGCUGAACAUGGUGGGGGCCGAUCCGCAUAUCAGGAUGACUCAGAUGGCAAAGAAAUUUGGAGACGUCUAUCAGGUGUGGAUCGGUAUGGAGAAAGUAAUCGUCAUCAACGACAUUGACCUUGCUAAGGAGGCCCUGGUGAAGAACGGUGACGACUUUGCGGGGCGAGCCCACCUCCCCACCACCGACCUGCUGUCCAACAGCGGCAUGGGCAUCGCCUUCGCAGACUACGGCAGAGGCUGGAGGAUCCACAAGAAACUCACGCACAACUCGCUCAAGAUGUUUGGGAACGGCAUGCAGCAGCUUGAGAGCCGGAUCUCGGAGGAAGCCGACUGGCUGUGCUCCCACAUCGCCGCCUCCGCCGGCCGACCUCUCGACCCGUACCUGGGGCUGAACGUCGUCAUCGGGAACAUCAUCAGUAGUCUCUGCCUGGGGAAGCGGUACCACCCGGAGGACCCGGAGUUCAGAACCAUCGUGCGCUACAACGAAGGUCUCGUAGAUACGGUCGGCAAGGACGGCCUCAUUGACGUGUUCCCCCUGUUGGCGAAACUUCCUAACGCCACCGUGAGGAAAAUGAAGGAGUGCCUUGAGCUGAGGAAUAAAGUGCUGUCUAAGAAUAUCGAGGAACAUCGGGCGACCUACCAGGACGGGAAGAUCCGUGAUUUGAUUGACACGCUGCUGAAGGCCCAGGCCGAGGCGGUGAUGGCGAGCGGACACAGGGCCCUCCGCCAUCUGAGCGACCAGCACAUCCUCAUCACUGUCAACGACGUGUUCGGGGGAGGGAUGGAGACGGCCACCACCACCCUGAGGUGGAUCCUGCUGUUCCUUGUGCACUACCCCGAGGUUCAGGACAGGAUCCAGGCGGAGAUGCAGCAGGUCCUGUGCGCGAACGACCCGGUCCGUCUGUCUGACAGGGAGCGGCUGCCGUACCUGGAGGCCACCAUCAGAGAGGUGCUCCGGAUGAGACCUGUGGCGCCUCUCGCCAUUCCGCAUGUCACUAUCAGGGAUACGUCGGUUGGGGACUUCGACGUUCCCCAGGGAACCCGUGUGAUGUUCAACCUGUGGGCCAUUCACCAUGACGAGCGCCACUGGACAGAUCCGGCUACAUUCAACCCUGACCGAUUCCUCGACGCGAAGACGGGCCAGCUCCUUCGCGGCGGCAGCUUCCUGCCGUUCCUGGCCGGCUGUCGCGGCUGUCUGGGGGAGUCCAUGGCCAAGGCCGAGCUGUUCCUCUUCACAGCACGGAUCCUCAGGGACUUCCGGCUGGAGCUGCCUGACGGGGUUUCCCCACCCAGUCUGCAGGGGCGGUACGGGGUCGUCAUGGCUCCGGACAGAUACGACAUCUGCUUCAGACCCAGAGAAGAACAACUAUAAAUAGAUGUUAAAUCGUACAUCUCAAUGUACAGAAUAAUACGAGGGCACUCCAAAACGUCAUACCAUUGGUAUGAUAACAAGCUCAUUUUUUCAUCAACUCAGCCGCUCAUAAAAAUCUGAACAACAAAUUUAGCCUCUCAAGAAGAUAUAUCCCUUUGUGCCCUAUACCUUUGUGCCAAAUUUCAUAAUUUUAUCUCAUCUGAAAAAAAAUGAGGUUGUUAUCAAAUCAAUGCUUUUUGAAGGACCCUCGUACCAUGUAUUCUCUUUUUGCUUUACCUUUGCUGGGCAGCCUUGUAUAUAUGUAACGACUAUGCAGCGACCGAACCAAUCAAUGUUAGAAAUCAAUAAUGGUAUACGUAUUUAUUUAAGAGUGUGUUGACAUAUAAAUAAUUCUAGACUAAUAUAUUUGAGGACAAUGACAAUGGGUCAAUAUAUGGUGUCAUCGCAGUGACUUUGUCAAAGCCCGCAUUUUGAGUUGAUAACAUUCUGUAAAUAUAGGUCAAAUGCCAAAUGAAGUCUUUAAAUCUUGUGUAGAGUCAAGUUUGUGGUGGAUGCCUAAAUCAUGCGUUUUGUUACUGAAUGCUGAAUAUAGGUUGCACUUUGUAAAAACUUACGUACAUACAUGUAUCUAUUUGUUUAUUCAUAUUUAUCCUAAUUUAUUUAUAAUUGUUCAUACCAAUUGUUCAUGAUGAACCUCCUCUGUUGAUAAAUA